AUGUCCGAUAUUAACCAAACUAAAUACAGUGAACUGCGAAGUAUCUACAAAUACUACAUAGAUUCAUAUAAUGUGUUGUAUCGACUGAAAAGUGAUAAUGAAGAAGAAUUAAACAAGAUUUACACAAUGAUCACAAUGGAAUUGAUAGAUUCAAAUAAAUAUCUUCCCCAAAAAAUAAUGGAAGAUAUUUUAUGUAUCAUUCAAUAUAAUAAUCGCUAUACAAAGUCAUAUUUAUAUCUUGCCAAACUAAUUUAUGAUGAUUAUCAUGUAACAGAGUCAUCCAAAGUUCCAUUAGAUGUUAUCUACCUAUUUUAUAAAGAAUAUGGAAUUAAAUUAAACAAAUCUUAUGAUUUCGAAGAAAUUAACUCAGAAAAUCUCGAUAUUCAUACAGAAGAUACAAUUUACAAAGCAAUCAUGUACAAUGACUUAGAAAGAUUCAUCACAUUCACGGAAAGUGAUGAAUUUGAUUAA
Molecule: messenger RNA, 471 nt
Organism: Trichomonas vaginalis G3
Lineage: Eukaryota; Parabasalia; Trichomonadida; Trichomonadidae
Product: spectrin binding
Exons: 1
Coding region: 1-471 (156 amino acids)
Source: RefSeq, a predicted model, not a curated record